Messenger RNA from Rhodamnia argentea, 1563 nucleotides. Its product is annotated as phosphatidylinositol transfer protein 1-like. The transcript is spliced from 10 exons. The coding region runs from base 450 to 1295 and encodes 281 amino acids. Gene Ontology annotation, biological process: phospholipid transport. NCBI's taxonomy places the organism in Eukaryota, Viridiplantae, Streptophyta, Magnoliopsida, Myrtales, Myrtaceae. The record is from RefSeq and is a predicted model, not a curated record.
CGGCGGCUGCGCUCUUUCGCUUUCGUCCACGCGUCUUACCUGUCGUCUCCCUCUCUCUCUCUCUGUCUCUCUCUCUGUUCAUAACUUCAUACGGUACGGAGUGCCCGUUGAGUUUUUUCUCUAGAAGAAGGGAAGGCGUGGACUUGGUAGGAGUCAAAGGGAAAUUGUGCAAAGCUCCCAACUUUGACGGGUCUUUGGUCAGCCAAGAAACGCAUUGGGCUUUCUUUGCUUGAAUUGAACAUGGAACGUGCGUUAUAAUUUCCCAACACGCGAUCUUGUCUUUUGUCGCUCUCUUUUUAUUACCCUGGUUCUUCUUCUUCUUCAAGAUCUUCAAGAAACCUUCGUGAGAUUCCAUUGCGACGGCCAUCACAAUCGCACACCUCGAUCCGGGUAAUAACUGCAUUUUGAGAGCUUGCUUAGUGGGGGUCAGUCUCGGGAGGCCUUGCAAGAUGGUUCAGCUCAAGGAAUUCCGAAUUGUCAUGCCACUGUCAUUGGAAGAAUAUCAGGUAGCUCAGAUGUAUGCGGUCACGAAGAUGCAACAUCAGAGCAGAACUGAUACCGAGGGGGUGGAUAUAUUGGAGAGUAGACGCUUUGAAGAUGGCGAAUUCGGAAAGGGUCAUUACACUUCUAAAGUCUAUCGCUUGCAGAGCAAAGUUCCUGCUUGGUUGACUACUUUUGCACCAGCAGAUGCUCUAAUCCUCCAAGAGGAAGCUUGGAAUGCUUUCCCAAGAUGUAAAACAGUACUCAAGUGUCCAUACUUUACAAAGUUCAGUCUAACUAUUGAAACCAUCCACAAGGCUGACAAUGGGAAAUCAGAAAAUGUUCAUGGACUAAGUGAAGAACAACUAGCAACCCAACAGGUGGAAACCCUUGAUAUAGCUUCAGCUACGAAAGAUUAUUGGAGUUACGCUAUUGGAAGCAGUGAUGUGGACUUCUCGAAAUUCAAGUCAGCCAGAACUGGACGUGGUCCUCUUUCAGAAGGCUGGCAGAGUAAGUGCAAUCCAGUUAUGACAGCGUAUAAGUUGGUGACUGUAGAUGCACCGUAUUGGGGUUUUGGUUACCGACUUGAACAAGCUAUGCUCUCGGCUGAAAGAGCUCUUUUUAUAGAAAGUCAUCGUAACUGUUUUAGCUGGAUCGACGAUUGGUAUGGAAUGACUGUACAGCGAGUACGUGAACUUGAACGCAAUUUGCUACAUGAGAGAAUUGCCACGCCAGGUGCCCUGAAGAGUGCCGAGGAUAGCGAGCGGCCUCAGCUAAGAUCAGAUCAGCGACCCAUUCCUGUGGAGCAAGAAUAGUCGUCUGAGCGUAUUAGCCUGUCAUUUGGUCUACUAGGCAUGUGUAUUCGGCCCUGCAGAUGUGAGGAAGGAGCAUGGUUCAUCCAGCCAUUGUCCAAAUUAAGUUACCUGGAUGUGGGAAACCCACUAUUAUGUAAAACUUUAUAGGAGAAUUGUUUAGAGGAUUCAAUUGAAAUGUCUUCAUGUCGUUUUCUACGUAUAAAAACAUUUAUAGAGGCGUGCGCACACGCAGACAUUUAUGUAAAACGCGUGCAUAUUCAUUAAGAAA